Molecule: messenger RNA, 3398 nt
Organism: Musa acuminata subsp. malaccensis (wild Malaysian banana)
Lineage: Eukaryota; Viridiplantae; Streptophyta; Magnoliopsida; Zingiberales; Musaceae
Product: receptor protein kinase TMK1-like
Biological process (GO): protein phosphorylation
Molecular function (GO): ATP binding; protein kinase activity; protein binding
Source: RefSeq, a predicted model, not a curated record
GCCCAUGCUUCUGGCAUCCCCGUCUUCCACGACUUUCCUAUUUCGUCACCUAAUUCUCGGUGUUUGGAGGGAUUUGAUGACGCGUCGUUGAUAACUUGCUAUAAAGAUCGGAUCUUGAUGCGGAUGGGGCCUUGGAACCGGCUUGAUUGCCAUUGGGAGUCCGUCUUUUGCUGCUAUAUCUGUGUUCUCUUGAGGGUUUAGAUGAGGGGUUUGAUGCCGAUCUUUGAUAUGUUCCUCCGUGGAGAUUAGGACUUAAUGGCUUUCUCUCGCUUUACAUCUACGGCAUCGAGUUCUUGACACGCCGUUCGCUCUCAGCGCGCAGGAUGGCGUCGGGGAAGAGGACCAGAAUCCUGUCUUUGUGUCUUCUUCUCGGCCUCGUCUCGGUCGCCUUGGGCGCCACGGACCCCGGCGACUACCAGGUUCUUGAUGAGUUCCGUAAGGGGUUGUCCAACGCGGAGCUCCUCAAAUGGCCGAAGAACAACCAGGAUCCCUGCGGCUCCCCGCCCUGGCCUUACGUCUUCUGCGCCGGCUCUCGGGUCGCCCAGAUCCAAGCCAAGGACCUGGGAUUGGUCGGCACGCUCCCCCCCGACCUCAACAAGCUCUCCAUGCUCGUCAAUGUCGGCCUCCAAGGGAACAACUUGACCGGAGCCCUGCCGUCGUUCAAAGGCCUGUCGAGUCUGCAGUACGCUUUCCUCGGCAACAACCGGUUCGAUACAAUCCCCGCCGACUUCUUCGUCGGGCUCGAUAGCUUGCAGGUUCUGUCGGUGGAUAGGAACCCUCUGAACCAGAGCACGGGGUGGACGCUGCCGUCGGACCUGGCGAACUCAGCCCAGCUGACGAACCUGUCCCUCAUGGAGUGCAAUCUCGCAGGUCCGCUGCCGGACUUCCUCGGAAACAUGCGUUCUCUCAACCUCCUGAAGCUGUCUUACAACAGUCUCACCGGCGAGAUUCCGGCGAGUUACGCCGCCCUGCCAUUGCAGGUUUUGUGGCUGAACAACCAGAAGGCGCCGGGGUUGUCCGGCACCCUCGACGUGGUCGCCUCCAUGACCUUCUUGAACGAUGUUUUGCUUCACGGGAAUCAGUUCACGGGGCGGAUCCCGAGUUCCAUUGCUGCCUUGACUUCCUUAAAUCGGCUGUGGCUCAACGGCAACCAGUUCGUCGGACUCGUUCCCGCGAAUCUGACGGGCUUGCCGCAGCUCCAAUCUCUGCAUCUGGAUAACAAUGCGUUCAUGGGGCCGAUCCCCAAGGCCAGCUUCAGCGACUUCACCUUCUCUGCCAAUUCGUUCUGUCAGUCUGCGCCAGGAGUUCCCUGCCCGCCGGAGGUUGCUGCACUUCUGGGCUUCCUCGACGGUGUCGGCUACCCACCGAAGCUCACGAAAUCUUGGUCGGGGAACGAUUCUUGCACCGCUUCUUGGAUGGGCAUAUCUUGUGCUGGUGGCAGGACUGCCAUCAUCAAUCUGCCAAACUACCAGUUGAAUGGCAUCAUCAGCCCUUCCCUCGGAGAAUUGGAUUCUCUCGCUCAGAUUCUGCUGGGAGGCAACAAUCUCACCGGCACGAUUCCUUCGAGCCUGACAAGCUUGAAAUCAUUGAAGUUGUUGAAUCUCUCUGCAAAUGACAUCUCACCACCCGUUCCUCGCUUCCCUGCUGGCGUGAUGGUCAUUCUUGAUGGCAACAAGUUGCUGGGCAAAUCUACUCCCGGCAGUCGUUCCCCGUCAGGUAGCUCAUCGUCCUCUGCCGGCUCAAAGACUUUGGUCGUCGUCGUCGUUCCAGUCAUCGUCGGGGUUUUGGUUGUGCUCCUAGUCAUUCUGUUCCUCCGCUGUCGCAAGAACUGGAAGAAGACUGCACCGACCGCCAUCGUAGUUCAUCCCAGAGACUCCUCCGAUCCAUACAACUUCGUCAAGACCGCGGUUGCAAGUACCGCAAAGAAGAUCAGGUUUGCCAAGGAACUCCGCAGCAACGACGGCAGUGGCGUCGUCGAGGAAGGGAACCUGGUGAUAUCGGUGCAGGUUCUUCGUGCCGCGACGCGAAACUUCGCCCCCGAGAACGUGCUCGGCCGGGGAGGGUUCGGGGUGGUUUACAGGGGAGAGCUGCAUGAUGGGACGGCAAUAGCAGUCAAGAGGACAGAGUCCGCGGUGCGGAGCGACAAGGCGUUGGACGAAUUCCAAGCAGAGAUUGCGGUUCUUUCAAAGGUCCGGCACCGUCACCUGGUGUCUAUACUGGGCUACGCUGUGGAAGACAACGAGAGACUCCUGGUGUACGAGUACAUGCCUCAAGGGGCUCUGAGCAGGCACCUCUUCCAAUGGAGAGAGCACCAGAUCGAGCCUUUGUCAUGGAAGAAGAGGCUGAACAUUGCGCUGGAUGUUGCCAGGGGAAUCGAGUAUCUUCACAACUUCGCUAACCAUUGCUUCAUCCACAGGGACCUCAAGUCGUCAAACAUACUUAUCGGUGAUGACUACAGAGCCAAAGUCUCAGACUUUGGCCUCGCCAAACUUGCUCCUGAUGGCAAGAAAUCUAUGGCGACUAAACUUGCAGGAACCUUUGGGUAUUUAGCUCCAGAGUAUGCUGUGACCGGGAAGGUUACGACCAAGGUUGAUGUCUUCAGCUUCGGGGUGGUGCUGAUGGAGUUACUGACUGGUCUGAAGGCUCUCGAUGAGACUCGUCCUGAUGAGAGCCGCUACCUGGCGUCCUGGUUCAUCAAGAUGAAGAGCAGCACGGAGAAUCUCAAGAGCAUCAUCGACCCGUCUCUUGCCAUCACGGACGAGGCCUUCGACGCUGUCCGCGCGAUGGCGGAGCUCGCGGGUCACUGCGCGGCGCGGGACCCGUAUCAGCGGCCGGACAUGCGACACUCGGUCAGCGUGCUCGCGCCGCUCGUCGAGAAGUGGAGGCCCGUCGACGACGAUCAGGAGUGUCCGGGGACGGACAUCUGCCAGCCGCUUCUCCACAUGGUGGAGGAUUGGCAAGCGGCGGAUGGUGGUUCGAGUGGCAGCUCGUUGAGCCUGGAUACAAGCAAGGCGAGCAUCCCGGGGAGACCUGUCGGGUUUGCGGUGUCCAUGGCAUCCGCGGACGGCCGGUGAAUGACUCCAUGCAUCUUUUUGCUCCGUUCUUGAUCUCUCUGCUCUUGCUUUCUGAUAACAGUUUCUUGGUGAUUGAUUUCUUUGUCGUCGUGAGAUAGAAACAGUGUAGAUGGCUAGAGACGCAACCGAUUCUUAUAAUGUUGCUUUGAGACGAGCAGCUGCCAGUGGUUGCUUGGCAUUUGAUGAUCAUAAUUGUUUUUGUUUGCACGAGAAACAGGAUAGUUAUGGCUUCUUCCUCGCAAUUGCAGUGAACGGGAUAAAGCUUACGGUUCUAAGCCCCUCGAGCAAUACAGCAAUCAAUCAGAAAGAGAAUAAGAUGAUGGA